AUGAAGCCCAGUGGGGUCAACCCCUACGAUGGCCUGGAGCACGGGGAGGAGUGUGUCGGGUUCCUGCCCCCUGGUGUUGCCCCCAAGAUGAACCCCUUCUCUGAGGCAGAAGGGAAGGCCUCAUUCCAGGCAUUUGUCUUCAACCUGAGCAAUGCCAUCAUGGGUAGCAGCAUCCUAGGCACGACCUAUGCCAUGAGCAACACUGGGCUGGUCCUCUUCACAUGGGUGCUGCUGGUCUCCAUUGCUGUCUUCUUGUCCUACUCCGUCCACUUGCUGCUGACCUGCGCUGGGAUCAUAGGUAUCUGGGCCUAUGAGCAGCUGGGGCUCUGUGCCUUUGGCCCUGGGGGCAAGGUGCUAGCUGCAGUUAUUGUCUCUGUGCACAACCUUGGAGCCAUGUCAAGCUACCUGUACACCAUCAAGUACAAGCUGCCCCUUGUCAUCCAGACCUUCCUGGACCUGAGUGAGGACACAGGGGCCUGGUACCUGGAUGGGAAUGUGCUCAUCGUGGGUAUCAUCACCAGCAUUGUCUUGCCCCUUGUGCUCAUGAGGCACCCCGGCUACCUGGGCUGCACCUCUGGCCUCUCUCUCACUUGCAUGGUUUUCUUUCUCUGCUUGACAGCCUACACCACCACCAUCCUUGCCUUCGUCUUUGUCUGCCACCCUGAGGUCCUGCCCAUCUACACUGAGCUGCACAGGCCGUCACAGCAGGGGAUGCAGCGGGUGGCCAAUAUCUCCAUCCUGGCCAUGCUCAUUAUGUGCUCGCUCAUGGCCACCUUUGACUACCUCACCUUUUAUGGGGCAGUGGAGCCAUAGCUGCUGCAGAACUACCAGCAUGUGGAGCCUGGGGACUGGCUGGUGUUGAGCGUGCGCCUAAUCGUGCUGCUGGCUGUCAUCCUCACACUGCCAGUUGUGCUCUUCAUGGUUCUGGCUGUGCUGCAGCUGCUGUUCCCACAGUGGGGUUUCAGCUGGGGGCGCCAUGUGGCCAUGGCUGUGGCCCUGCUGGCAGCUGUCAACCUGCUUGUCAUCUUCGUUCCCAACAUCCAUGACAUUUUUGGCAUCAUUGGGGUGACAUUGCCCCCCCCCAGCCUCAUCUUCAUCCUGCCCAGUAUCUUCUACAUCUGCCUUGUGCCCCCAGAGAAGGUGCCACUGUGCUCCCAGGCCAAGAUCCAGGCUGCUGCCUUUGCCAUGCUGGGCAUUGCCUUUAUGCUUUCCUCUCUCAGCUUUAUUGCCCUGGACUGGGCCCAGGGUGGCAGCGGUGCCCUGGGGGGGCACUGCCUCCCCCCCAGUUGUCAUGGACGCAACCCCAUCACCAUGGAGACACCUACCCCCACUGCUGCUGCCACACCUGGUCCCUAUGGCAACAGGCAUCGCUAACAGUUUCCAUGACACAAAAGACCUCCCCAUCGGGUUUCUGUAGCAGCUGUAGCAAUGGGCAUCCUCAGUGGUUUCCGUGGUAACAGACACACAUCUGUUCUUUGGCAAAGGACAUCCUACUGGUUUCCAGCCACCCCUUAAGUGAUUUCCAGCGCAACAGGCACCAGUUUCUAGGGCACCACCUCCCAGGGGUUCCCAAGGCAAAAGUGUCCCCCCUUCCACUGGCAGUUUCCAAGGCAGUUCUUGGGGGUGUUCUGGGGGUCAUCCUUUGCUCCUCACAAACUUAAGACCUGUUGUUUGCCAUGGGAAUAGCUUCUGCAGCAAUGAUGCUGGGAUGAGGAUGGGGCCUGUGCUGUUACUGUAAUGACUGUAACUAGGGCAGAAAAUCCCACUUCCAGCUCCUGGGGUCACAGUGGAGAACUGGCCUGGGGAGGAAGGAGGUGGGGUCAGGGCCAGGCCCCUCCCCACCCAAAGGUCCCUGGUGGAGGUUGUGUGGGGAGGAAAGAGGGGACCAAUUAAUUGAUAGCACUUGAUUAAGAGCCAGCUGGAAGCCUGUGUCCCCUCCAAGCCUGGGAUAGGAUGCCUUGUUUCCACACCCUGUUAGAAUCUCAAUAAAGGCAAAAUGGAGACUCCAGAGCUGGGUUUUUUCUGGGGGGGAGGAGGGGCCGGGAGUGUUGGGGGGAAACAUACUGCCCCUUCCCC
Molecule: messenger RNA, 2076 nt
Organism: Alligator mississippiensis (American alligator)
Lineage: Eukaryota; Metazoa; Chordata; Crocodylia; Alligatoridae
Gene: SLC38A5
Product: solute carrier family 38 member 5
Exons: 14
Biological process (GO): serine transport; glycine transport; L-histidine transmembrane transport
Molecular function (GO): L-glutamine transmembrane transporter activity; glycine transmembrane transporter activity
Source: RefSeq, a predicted model, not a curated record